GCCAUAUAUGAGUCUCCAUGAGCAGUGGCAAAAAAAAUCCAAAGUCAUUCCCUUAUAAAAUCCCGAUUAAUUGUUUUUUAUAUAAGUAUAACAAAAUGGCAAUAAAAUUCUCAGAUUUUACACUAGAUGCACAAAAAUCACCAAAUACAGAGAUAAUCACCUAUAUUUUCAGGAUCAAUAGCAAUAUUUAACAUAGCAUAUAAGUUUUUGACCAAAAUAGCAACUUAUUUUUUUAAUUAUGACUCUCAACAAGCACGGGAACUUUGGCGCAGAUAUUUAUUGAGAUAUUGAACAAGAUCCCGGAUACAAUAGCCAAAAUGAGUUUCGUCCGCAGGGUGUCCGGGCUCUCCCUUAGAGAUAGGGUGAGAAGCUCGGUCAUCCGGGAGGGACUCGGCGUUGAGCCGCUACUCCUCCGCGUCGAGAGGAGCCAGCUGAGGUGGCUCGGGCAUCUUGUUCGUAUGCCUCCUGGACGCCUCCCCGGUGAGGUGUUCCCGGCAUGUCCCACUGGCGGAAGGCCCCGGGGACGACCCAGGACUCGCUGGAGAGACUGUCUCUCGGCUGGCCUGGGAACGCCUUGGGAUACCACCGGAAGAGCUGGUUGAAGUGGCUAGGGAAAGGGAAGUCUGGGCUUUCCUGUUAAAGCUGCUGACCCCGUGACCCGACCCUGGACCAAGCGGAAGAUAAUGGAUGGAUGGAUGCCCCCCCUCUGCAAAAAAGGCCGAAUUUGGCACCCUACCCAAGCAAGGCCCGUGAAUGGAAACUCACAAUUUUGAUAACUUCAGAUCUCAUGAACAGUCCCACCAAUUCUGACUCUGAGGAGGAUCCAACUAACUCCCGAGGCGCCAAGGUUUCAACCCGUAAAUUGAUAAAAAUUUCACAUUCAAUCCAAAAUACACGAUUUCCUGCAGGGUUUUGACUAUAGGUGCAAGAGACUUUUUAGAGCAUUUUUGGACAAGGUAUCGACUCCCUGAAUUUCAUUGCUCUACAUUGAAAAAAACGUGAGAGGCCUUUUUGAAAACUUCAAGGGGGAGGCAUUUUUUCGCAAGGUUGCAAAAUUAAAUAAAUUUACUCCAAGCCGCAUGUAUGUGCAAAUUUGGGUGAGUUUUCGAUCAUGUUCAGGCCUCCAAAUUAGCCAUUUUCACUCAGUUCUCGUUUUGUUCUGUAUGUGCUUGUACCAACAGGCAACGUCCCGCAGAGGGCGACGUUAGCCUACCGGAGCAAGAAACAGUGCGCAUGCGCGCAAAUUCUUCCUCCAACAACAAGGACCGAGAGUCAGCCAACAUGGCCGACCUGGGGAAGAAGUACUGCGUGAACUGCUUAGCAGACGUGACCAAUCUCCGGCUCCGCUGCACCGAUUGUCCCGAUAUCGAGUUGUGUCCCGAGUGCUUCUCGGCGGGCGCAGAGAUCGGGAACCACCGGAGAUGGCACGGCUACCAGCAGGUCGACGGUGGUCGCUUCUCCCUCUGGGGUCCCGAAGCCGAGGGAGGAUGGACGAGCAGGGAAGAGCAGUCGCUCCUCGAUGCUAUCGAACAGUUUGGCUUCGGAAACUGGGAGGACAUGGCCGCUCACGUCGGAGCCGGUCGCACUCCUCAGGAAGUCAUGGAUCACUACGUUACCAUGUACAUCCACGGCAACCUGGGUAAGGCCUGCAUCUCCGACAGCAUUCCCAACCGAGUCACGGACCACACGUGCCCCGGCGGGGGGGCGCUGUCGCCCAGCUUGACCGUCCCGCUGCCUCCUCUGGACAUCAGCUCGGCCGAGCAGCAGCAACUGGGCUACAUGCCGCUGCGGGACGACUACGAAAUCGAAUUCGACCAGGACGCCGAGAAGCUGAUCAGCGGGCUCUCGGUCAACUACGACGACGAGGACGUUGAGAUUGAGAUGAAGCGCGCCCACGUGGACAUGUAUGUGCGGAAGCUACGCGAGCGGCAGAGGAGGAAGAACAUCGCCCGGGACUACGGCCUGGUGCCCGUUUUCCUGGGUCGGGACAAGAAAGAGACGAGGGACAAGUUGCCGGGUUCCACCAACGUGCCCGGAGCUGUCGCGACGGUGGCGACCUCGUGCCCGCCGGUUCCCACAACUCCAAAACGAAAGAUCAACAAGGAAGAGAAAGAACAACGGGUGCGCCUGCGGGGGCUCUGCCAGUUCAUGGCCCACCGAGAAGUCGAGGAGCUUUUCGAAAACAUGCACAAGGAGCGCGCGCUCAGGGCUAAGGUGAGGGAGCUGCAACGCUGCCGCCGCAACGGCAUCGCCCGCCUGGACGAGGCGGCCGAAUACGAAGCGGCGCGCCAUAAACGGGAGAAACGCAAGGAAAACAAGAGCGUGGCGCUCUCCAAGCGGGGUGGCGCUCUCAACUCCGGGACCACGCCGGCCGGCCCCGUCAAAGAAGAAAGCAAAGAGGGCGAGUUCGCCGCAAUCGAGAACCUGACGGGCUUCGAGCUGCUGUCCGACCGCGAGAAGCUGCUGUGCAGCUCCCUCAACCUUAGCCCCGCGCGCUACCUGACAGUCAAAACCAUCAUUAUCAAAGACCACCUGCAGAAGAGGCAAGGCGUUCCAUCCAAGAGCCGGCUACCCAGCUACUUGGACAAAGUCCUUAGGAAACGGAUCGUCGGCUUCCUCACCGAGAGCGGCUGGAUAUCCAGAGACGCUGUUUAGACUCGUAUCUACAUUCCUCGGGAAUGAAAUCAACCCAAUGCAUUUAUAUUGUGGGAGAUGGGCUUUAUUUCGUUUUAUAUCUCAAUGAAUUAGAAACACUAUACGUAUAUAUAUAUAUAUAUAAAUAUAUACACACACACACAGUAAAAAUAGAAGAGAAAAAAACACUUUUAAUACAACCCCUAGCAAAAAGUAUGGCAUCACCAGUCUCGG
This is a messenger RNA of Corythoichthys intestinalis (scribbled pipefish), 2868 nucleotides long. It is a transcript of the gene tada2b, whose product is annotated as transcriptional adaptor 2B. Gene Ontology annotation, biological process: regulation of transcription by RNA polymerase II; chromatin remodeling. The record is from RefSeq and is a predicted model, not a curated record. Lineage: Eukaryota; Metazoa; Chordata; Actinopteri; Syngnathiformes; Syngnathidae. Gene Ontology annotation, molecular function: transcription coactivator activity; chromatin binding; zinc ion binding. The transcript is spliced from 2 exons. Gene Ontology annotation, cellular component: SAGA-type complex; nucleus. Bases 1234 to 2655 code for a protein of 473 amino acids.